UCUGCGAACGGGACGGGUGGCGCUGGUCGGGUACCGGACGGCAGUCUGUCGUUAUGACGGGCUCCGGUCCGAAGCUCGGGGUCCUGCUGCUGGUGGCGGUUCUGCUGCAGACUGUGGUCGUCACCAUCACCGUGCUGCACUUCACAACGGCUCUCAACUCGAUAAAGGAGACUUUUGCCAGGAGCAGUGUCUCCUGUUUGACGGGCACUGACCUGCAGAGCAUCACGGAUGUGCGAGGGGAUCUAUGCUGGCAGGUCACUCAGCAGGUUCACCUCCUCAUCGAGAAGUCAUUGUCUCAGCAGAGGCAGAGACAGAGGCUGAGGCAGAAUUCGUCGGAAGUGAAAGAUGAAGUCUCCCAGGUGCUGCUCUCUCUCUCUCGCCCCAAAGUUGCCGCUCAUGUCACGGGCAGCUUUGUCCCCAAACUGGAGCGAGCAGGAGGAGCUCCAGUCUUUGCUGGGCGGCGCGUUUAUGGCCAGAAGAUCUCAUGGUGGGAGGGCCGUAAGGGGCUGGCCUUCCUCCAGGACGUCCAGCUGGUGGAUGGAGAGCUGGUGGUGUCGCAGCCGGGCCUCUACUACGUCUACGCCCAGACUUACUUCAGACACAGCCACCUGGGGGAGGAUGGAGAGGACAGCGAGGAGGUGGAGGAUAGGGGGAAACCUCUGCUGCAGUACAUCUAUAAGAAGAUGAGCUCAUACCCGGCUCCCAUCCUGCUGAUGAAAACAAGCCGCACUUCCUGCUGGUCCCGAGGUUCCCAGUACUCUCUUCACUCCGCCCACCAGGGGGGGCUGUUCCCGCUCACUACCGGCGACCGCCUGUUCGUCACGGUGACAAAUGCAUCUGCUGUGGACAUGGACGAGGAGACCAGCUUCUUCGGUGCAUUUCUGAUCAGCUAGAGUAGCAGGUCCUGGACUGGGCAUCUCGGGUUUUGCCUGAUGAAAUAGCUUAAUGAUGCUACCAUGCUGUAAUGAUGAGCGUGGUAGCAUCUAGACUUCUCCUAGAGUUUAAAACUAUAAAAGUCAAGGAGAAGUCAAACAACUUUUACGACACUGGUUCUCUGGGGGGAGAAAACACUGAUGUGGCUGUGCAUGAGUGCUUAUCAAACCAAACAGACUUUUGUAUUCGAGUGUCUUAAAGUAAGUGUGGACUGGACUUUCCAGGGGUGUAGUUUUUUUGACAAACAUCUCUUUAAGGUGGAAGUACAGUUUUUAAGGAUAUGUAGGCCCAAAAGCAAUUUUAAUAUCCAACUAGGCAUCUAAUGCCUAAUUCAUAGCUCUGGACGCAAUAUCCAACCUAGAUCUUCAGCAAAAUAUAGACUACUUGUUGCACAAACAGUUUAAUUUCUUGUUGUGUCAUCUACAAUCUGUGUGGAGAGCAAAAGGAGGAUUCAAUUUGCUAAAAUGCAAUCUAGAAAGGAGUUCCUAAACUAAUCCACGGGCUACACCGGAAUACCCCCAAAAUUACGCGCAUCUCCAGAGGCUUAAACAACAGACUAGCUGAAAUCUUGGAUAGGUAGGUCUCAAUGUCACACUGAGAUGCAAACCUGCAGAUCAACUCUUACAGCCUACUACACACCCUGAGGCAAAUGUAAUGUAGGGCAUGCAUUUUAAACUGCUUCAGCCCAGUUGCUCCACACCUGCAAGCCACUUUGUAGCCCACCUUCACCUACCGCCUCUUUUUCUUUCUUCUCUGCAGGGUCUUGCUGCCGCUGCAGAGGUCCCAGAGCAGAGUCAUGUAGCCAAAAGUAAAUUAGUGCAGAUGGAAGUAAUGUUUUGCCAUAGUGGUCUUGCCUGGGGUAGAUUUAACUGAUAGACAAUUUGGCUGUGAAGUGGCUGUGCAACACAAAUAUCCACAGGAAGGUUUGCCAAAGACCGAGAGUUUGUCAAACUUUUAUUCUUUGUUCAGCACGACUGCUGCUGUCCAAAGCAGUCGUGCCUAAAACCACCAAAAGUUGGAACCAUUGAAACUGCCUGUGUUGCCUGAACAGGCUUCCAGUCCAUCAGGGGGCUAGCACAAAGAAUCAGAGCUUUAACGCUUAUAUCCAAGCCUAUGACUAAUUUAGAAACACUAAGAAACCUGUACGUUUUUGGACUGAGGGAGAAAACUGGACCACCUGGAGAAAAGUCCAUGGAGGCACAGGAAGAACACAAAAGCUCCACAUAAAAGGCCCACCUGACCACAAAGUUUAAACCAAGGAACCAUCUUGCUUUGAGGGGACAGUGCUCCCCACCAGGCUUGGAUAUACCAGUCACAAAUAAACAAAAGCAAUACCUGCUGCAGUUUUUUUCAGUUCUGCCAUUAAGAAAUGUUUGUAUAAAAGUCAUUUGAGUCCACACAGAAAUUUUAGGUGUAUUCCUGUUUAGAGGUGUAAAUGCUGUGCUAUAUUUUUUUAUUUUUAUAAUAAUCAUUUAAGUAUUGAGUUGGUGAACUCUUUGUUCUUGAUAUUCCCCCAGUCAGUGGACAAACAUGUGGGUAAAAGUAUAAACCUUAGAGACAAUUUACUGCCUUUCAGAUAUACUUAAUAUACCGACCCAUCAUGUUGACAACCAUACUGGGACUAUGAAAUAGGGCUGCUUACAGUCUAUACUUUGUGGUGCAUCUGUCUGCACCAGGACCGCAGUCUCGCUUUCUUCUGUCAGACUUCCAGCAUUUGGCUCGUCCACUCCAACCUUUCUCCAAGAGGUGCAUUGAAUGCUCCCUUGCAGUUGGUAUUCAUGCUAUGUUGGAUUAACUGCAGAUGUGACUUUCAGACUCGGGAAAAUGGUCUGCAUCUAAACAGCAGAAAUAUGUUGUUUUCUUGUCUGUGUAGCUCUGCUGCUUUCCACAUUGUUGUAGUGAACAACACUGCAGAUGCCUUCCAAGGUAAUUCAAAUUAAAAAGCUGUUUUCACACAUGGUCUGCAGCCCCGAACCUUAGCAGACAUGACCAGACAGAGGUGCAUGAUGGAAAACAAAUGUUUGAGGCAAUCAAAUAGGACCGUAGCCUGAUUUAACCUUCCAGAUCUCUCGUAUUAGGUCCCAGUGAUUUGUGAGAGCAGAGCAGCUAUUGUUUGGUACAGCACUAAUGAUUGGGCAUCAGAAAUGAAGAAAUUCAAUUGUUGAAAAAGGUCUUUAUUCAGUCUUUCAAAAGUCUUAAAAAUAAUAAAGCGUGAGAACAGAAUAUAUAACAAAUAAGGUGACCAGGUUUUUCCUGUCUGCUAGCUGUCAGUAAAAACUGGUGGCCAAGUGAUUUCAAACUUUAUGCGAUGGGAAUCAAACCAGUGCACUCCCUCACAAGUUCCAGGUCACGUCUACUGUCCUGCCAAGGAAAUGUUUGUUUUCAUGUGCAACUAGAGCAUCAAACAAACCACACAAACAAUUUUUUUCUUCCAGUUUUUGCUUGUUUAAAGCAGCUGGCCUCAAAUUUCAUUCUGUGUGGAAUGAAAAAUAAAAUCCUAAUUCUAAUUUAAGGUGCAGAAAACCUGGAGAAGUUGCUAUAAUUAACAUCAUCAUCAUCUGCUGAUGGCGUGAAUGUAAACCCCCUCCAAAUAUUUACCAUUACCACAAAAAUGAUCAGCUCGAUGCUGCUGAACACAAGACUACACCUGGUAAUGUAACUUUAAGCAACGAAUACUUUUAAUCUGGUUAUGAAUUCAAUCUCAAGUAUCCCCAUUAAAGGUAUUUUGUUGUAUUCACUGAUGGAUGCAGCAAGAUUUAGUUGAGUUUAACGUGACAUAAAGAGACAUGAAUGCAACAUUCACUGUAUUACUUAUGUAAAUAAAACAAAGCACAAUCAUUUCUCGUAAGUUGUGUUUAAGAACGCGUGUUUAAACUUUUGUAAAGGUGGUUGUUUUAAGUUUUGUUAAGUCUAGUCUUUUGUUAACUCCGGACCAACUUUGAUGUAAAAAUGUGGUUUCACGUUUGUGUUUUGGGGUUAGUUAUUUGUGAAGUGGAUCUACUACAAAACAGUCCAUGCUAUUUUUCCCUUUCACUCCCGAUCAGACUGGGACGUUGAUGUGAAUGAAGCCAGUACCUUAAAUUCAGCCUCCAUGUAGAAACAUCCGCCUGCACUCAGCCCUCUUUGUCCACUUCAGUUUAUUUCCCGGAAAGGCAUCAAAAACGGACACUCAUAUUAAGGUUAUUAAGAAUUAAAUUCUUUGCCAGACAAUUAAAUGUGAAUGUAAAUAAUCCAAUUUUUGUGGGUGUAAAUAUGUGAAAUAAAGACUCAAUAA
Pelmatolapia mariae (spotted tilapia) is the source of this 4207-nucleotide messenger RNA. RefSeq names its product tumor necrosis factor ligand superfamily member 10-like. The transcript is spliced from 6 exons. The coding region runs from base 54 to 893 and encodes 279 amino acids. Gene Ontology annotation, biological process: immune response. Gene Ontology annotation, molecular function: tumor necrosis factor receptor binding. Gene Ontology annotation, cellular component: membrane. NCBI's taxonomy places the organism in Eukaryota, Metazoa, Chordata, Actinopteri, Cichliformes, Cichlidae. The record is from RefSeq and is a predicted model, not a curated record.